UGCACUCCCUUGGACGGACAGAGCAGGUGCUUCGAGUCUGACAACGUAUUCCGCUCCCGAGAAGGUUCCUUACAUCCCCAAAAGGCCCAGUGUCCCUGUCACAGUCGAUUCAAAAUUCAAGAAACGGAUCCCAGCGUUCGCGUCGCAGUCAGUUCAAAUCCAAGAAAACUCGGAAGAAGAAUGGCGGACUGGGGACCGGUGGCGAUAGCGGUGGUGCUGUUCGUGCUGUUGAGCCCGGGCUUGCUGUUCCAGAUCCCAGGGAGGCGCCGAGUCGUGGAGUUCGGCAACAUGGAGACGAGCGGGGCCUCCAUUCUCGUCCACUCCAUCAUCUACUUUGGCCUCAUUACCAUCUUCCUCAUCGCCAUUGGCGUCCACAUCUACACCGGCUAAAAGCUUUCUUCCCCAGUGAUCCUCUGUACAGUGGAGUCGGGUUUCUGCUUGUACUCUCUCCUCUGACUCUGCUCUCAGUGUGUGCUCUUGCGCCGCUUUCUAAGCAAUUUUAUGUUUUGGUGUUG
Molecule: messenger RNA, 515 nt
Organism: Rhodamnia argentea
Lineage: Eukaryota; Viridiplantae; Streptophyta; Magnoliopsida; Myrtales; Myrtaceae
Exons: 1
Coding region: 181-390 (69 amino acids)
Source: RefSeq, a predicted model, not a curated record